Messenger RNA from Rhodotorula toruloides NP11, 5100 nucleotides. Its product is annotated as osomolarity two-component system, response regulator SSK1. Gene Ontology annotation, biological process: phosphorelay signal transduction system. Lineage: Eukaryota; Fungi; Basidiomycota; Microbotryomycetes; Sporidiobolales; Sporidiobolaceae. The record is from RefSeq and is a predicted model, not a curated record. The coding region runs from base 1 to 5100 and encodes 1699 amino acids. The transcript has 6 exons.
AUGUCGGGGGCAGAUCUGAGUCCGAUCACAGCUACUUCGACCAAUUCACAGCGCUCGCAACGUCGCAAGGCCAGCGCCGACUCGUCUGGGUCGUCAGCAAACUCGAGCAACAGUGACCUGGCAGGGCGGACCGGUGCAAGUGGCGCGGACGGAGCUGGAGGCUCCACUGCGUCGAGGGUCGGGAGGAGGAAGUCGCGAAAGUCGCUCGGAAACUCCGCCGUGAGCGAACAACCGCAACCCGGCACCUUUCUCACCCGUUUCCUCGAUUCGUUCCGCCCGUCCUCCUCAUCGGCUAGCCCCGUACGACCGCCCCUCCCGCGCUCACUCUCCAGCCCGACGCCCUCCUGUCAGACCUCGCCGGAUGGCGAACCCGAUGUGGCCAGAAGACCCUCCGACUCGCCUUUGCCAGGCGCUUUUCCCCCUUCGCCUGGCCAACCAUACCUUUCGCCGUCAGUGUCGCCAGGCGGAACGAUGAAGCGCUUCGCCCCGUCGUUCCGACGAAGUCGCUCGCAAGCGGGAAGCCAGAAAUCCGCGGGCAGCUCGUCUGCAUCGCCAGCCUCGUCGCCUGGUCUCGCUGGCGUGCCUCCUCAGCUCUCGCCUGGAUCGCCGUCGACGCUGCGGGGCAAGGAGCGGGAUCCAAUGGACAGCAUGUUCGGGUACGCGGUUGGUGAGAGACCGGGUCGGAGAGGAAGCAUGACGAGCCAGAUGACGGUACAGGCGCACGAUCAUGCAUAUACGUCGGGACGAGCGCCGGGAACCCCCCUCGAAGCGAUCGACGAGCCGGGCUCUGGCUACUCCGCCGGCCAGUCGACGACUUCGCCGCCUCGUCUCGAGCAAUCUCUCGACCUGAUUGCGACUCUCCUACCUCCAGCACUUCUCCUUCUCUCGCAACUCGGCCCGACACAUAUCUUCUCGCCGCCGCUUCCCCUGCCCUCCCUUUUUGACGCCACCCUCCCCUCCGCAGCCAACCGCAAGGCGAGCAUCUCGUCCGCAACAGGCUCCAACGCACUCCUCUCCUCCGCCGCCAGCAUCUCUUCCACCGCCACCAGCAGCACUACCUCCGCCUCCGCCUCCUUCUUCAACGGCCUGCCAACGGUCGAACACCUCCUUCCCUCGUACUCGCACGAGCUGCACGCCGCGACGACGCUCUCGAUGCCCGCCGUCUCCGCCGCCGCAGUGUGGCGUCUUUUCCGCGGCUUUGAGUGGGCGGGCGAAGUCGGCAAGGGCGAGCAGCCUCUCCCGCCCUCGCCUGUCCCGCGACAUCUCGGCGGCCAAGGCGGGGGACCUCCCCUCGAGCCCGAAGAGGACCCCGAGCAGGUCUUUGACUUCCCCUCGCUCAUUCAGGGCGUCGCAGACGUCCUCGCUGCUGAUGCGGCGGCAAGGGGCAUCGAGUUGGCUGUCGGACAAACCGGCUCGGGCAGCGCGCCUAGUCCGGCUAUGUCGCCAGGCGUGGCGGGAGGACCGGCGGCGACGGAUGCUGCGCAGCAGAUGAAGAAUGAGGCGUCAAGGAAGGAGAAGAAGGGUAGCGAGUCGAGGGAGUUGUUGGUCAGGGCUGACGAGCGCGCAUGGAGCGUGACGCUGAUCUGGAUCCUGCACCACAUCCUUGCUGGCGCGCGAAGCGGUUCAAGCGUCGAUAUCCGCUUCCUCGCUACGGCAGCGACUCCUCCCUCCUCCCCCGACAGCUCUCGUCCGCCGUCCCCAAGCGGCAGCUACCACGCUGCCGCCUCUCCUCCUUCCGCCCGCCCCCAAAAGUGGUGGACGGUCUCGCUCAAGAUCCUUCUUACAACGCCUCCUCGUCCCGCCUCACCCUCCUUCAUCGACGAGACCGCCGCGAUGCCGGCGAACGAUCCGCUUCCCAAACCUCCUUUCGACACGGCUUUCGCUCGCUCGCUCUUCUCCCUCGUCGGUCUCUCGCUCGCACCGUCCAUUCAGAGCGAAGCGACGUCGCAAGCCUGGGCACUCGAGGCGCUCCUCCCCGCCGCGCGACCAAAGACGCAGUCAAUUGCCGAAGACCCCUCAACGAUCCUCGGCCGUCGUCGUGCAAGCCUCGAGACCAUCGUUGGGCAAGAACCGUCGAUGAACGACCUCAAGCGGUUCGCCGACACGGCUCUUGCCGGCCACAAGGUCGCGCUACAUGCGGGCGAGAACAGCGCAUUCGCCAGGCACCUGACGGCGUAUCUCGCUGGCUGGGGCAUGGACAUCCAGCACGUUCCGCUCGAGGGCGAGGGGCUUUCAAACGGCAGUGGAGGAGGCUCGCCCGACUCGCUGUGGAAGGGCGCGGCGUUGGGAGGAGGCAGGCCGGGCGUGACAUCGAGGUUCGACUCGGGCUUCGAAACGGCUUCGACGUCCCCCAGCUCGACGAGUGACGGUAAAGCGCCCGCGCCGCCUGUCAUUGGCGAAGGCAAUCCGAGCCUCGUCAUCAUCGACGACGACGUCUCGACUCUGCGACGAAUGCUCAUUUCGCUCCGAGCACCGCCACUCCACAUGGCGCCGACGCUUAUGGCGAAGCGACCGCAACUUGCGACACGGAGGACGAGGUCGAGCCCACACCAGGCGUCGCAGUGGGUCAUCGUCCAUUUCGCGAGCCUCGUUCACUACAAGACGAUCAAGGAGAUCGUCCAGGACACGCUCGCGAUGAGCAAGUCGCCCACCCUGCCCGAGGUUAUCGUCGUCCCGAAGCCAGCCGGACCGAGACGCAUCCUUACCGCCAUCUGGACGGCGCUCAAGCGUCCGCCUGUCGACCCGUUCUUGCCGCCAAUCGCGACCUCGCCUACCUCGCCUGGUAUCCAGUACUGGACGCCUCGUCUCUCGCCCUCGCUCGCAUCAAAGGAGCAGCAAGAGUUCGACUUCUCCGUCAACCAGCAGCAGGAGGCGAGUCGGAAAGGCAGCGACAGUAGUGGGACCGGCAGCGCGGCUGGGCAGACUCUCGGCAAGCCCCGAACGCCGCCUGCACAAUUCGAGGCGACUGGCGCAGGUCGUCUCCCGCCUUCGCCGCUCGGCAGGGUGCCGGACACGGCCGACUCGUACUUUUCGUCGGUGACGGAGGAGCUCAAGGAGACGACGACGAGCGAAGGCAUGAUCGUACAGAGCCCCGACGGCCGCUCAGGCAUCUUCUUCCAGCCUCAGCCCCGCGGCAGCCGCUCGUCGUCGACCCGCGAGAAGAUUCGUGCAGGUCUCGACCGCAGCCUCACGUCGCAGGAGAUCCCUGAGCACGCCGUCGCGGACGCCACUUCACGCCCGCCAAGCGACCCGCCCUCUCGCGUCUCGACAGCUGCGCCGCACGAGAUCGGUCUCGGUUCAGCCAGCUCGAGUCGACGAGUCAGCUCCGCCCCCAGUCACUCGAACAGCGGCGACAUCGUCAUCGCGCCCGUAGCCUCUGCGCCCCCCGGCACUCCGGCUCUCACGCUCGACUCGUUCAUCUCGGCCGCCAAAUCGCGCGCGCUCGGCGAGGACGUCUCGCCCGAGGAGCUCCCGCCCAACGUCAUGGGCGAAGCGCUCUCGCGGCAGCAAUCUCACACCUCGUCGAAUCGCUCGAUCCCGACACCAUCUCGUCGCAGCCUGAGCGGAUCCAGCGGCAGCGCCGGUCCCGCCUCCAACGCAACCUCUCCUCGUGCGCUCGGCGGUUCGCAGAGCCCGCUGUACAGCGUAUCUCGCCGUGGCAGCGGCAGCGGCGCAGUUUCGCCCAUCGUCUCGCCUCUUCCGCAGGUCUCCAGCGGAGCCGCUGCGGCAGGCGAAGCAGCUGCGCGGGCCUUCGCGGCCGCGCGAGCUAGGCCUGCGACACCAUCUUCGCCGGCUGGACCAGCGAAGGCACGAACGAGGAGUUCGACAAUGGUAAGCAUGCCGAAGAACAAGCGCAGGACGAGCAGGAAGAGUACCAUCAUCGGUGUCCCGCCCAUCAGCGUGUUGAUCGUCGAGGACAACCCUAUCAACCAAACGAUUCUCAUCGGUUUCAUGCGCAAGAAGGGCAUCAGCUUCAAGGUCGCGAAGGACGGCGAGCAGGCGGUCGAAAUGUGGAAGAAGGGCAAUUUCCACCUCGUCCUGAUGGAUAUCCAGCUUCCCGUCAAGGACGGUAUCGAGGCAACUCGCGAGAUCCGCGAGCUCGAGCGACAGAACAACGUCGGUGCCUUCGUUACUACGCCGACUUCGGUGCCGAGUUCGCCCUCAUCAGCCCUCGGAAGGGACCCUCUCAGCACGCCCGGCUCGCCUCUCCUCACCAUGCCCGUCAUCAUCGUCGCCCUCACUGCCUCGUCCUUGCAAGCCGACCGAGUCGCCGCCCUUGCAGCCGGUUGCAACGACUUCCUCACGAAGCCCGUCUCGCUCCCCUGGUUGGAGUCGAAGCUCGUCGAGUGGGGCUCGAUGGCAUACCUCUCCGGUUUCGGCCGCAAGUCCGAGACGCCCGAUUCGAGCGUGUCGAGCAGCGCAUUGUCGGGGACCCCGGCACGACCUCGUUCGCCCGCUCGCAUGAAGGCGCCUCCCGGUUUUUCCGCCGCCGAACUCGCAUCUCGCGCCGACGAGGUCUCCCAGCAUCUUCAUAUCGACCGGCCCAUCUCGCGCUCUGACUCGCCGAGCGGUAUUCGCGGUGCGAGCGGCCUCGCCUCGAUUGCCGGUUCCCCUUCAGCAUCUCCUGAACCUUCGCCGCCGUCAGGCGCGCAGACGAUGGUACCGAAGACUGCCACUGCGCAUGCUCUCGGUCCUGGCCUGCAGAUCACCUCGCCGACGCCCGACCAGACGCCUGGACCUGUCCCGGCUUUCCCGGGUGUCCUCGCGACGCCAGCGCCGUCCGCUGGCGGCGACGCGAGUGAGACGCUCGACCAGGUUGAGGCAAAGCUGCAGUCGCUCGUCCAGGAGAAGGAAGAGAUGGAGCAGGCGCAGGCAUCGCCGAAGCGACCAGGCCCGACACCACUCCCACCUUCCGUCCUCACGGCCGAGUCGUAUGGCGACCCAUCGCUCGACGACGUCAAUGCUGAGGGCCAGCGACUCAUCGAAGCGGGCCGCGCCCGCGCUGGCAGCGCCAGCUUUGGACAAGCCAUCGACGAAUCGGGCUUCUCGUCCGCCGCGAGCUCUGCUCAAGGCAGCAGCGAGAAUGUCAAGCCCGCCUAG